AUGGUAAAUCAAACAGGUGUCACGGAAUUCUUACUUAUGGGAUUUUCUGAUGUCCGUGAACUACAGAUUUUGCAUGUUGCCGUGUUUCUCUGCAUUUACUUGGCGGCUCUGAUGGGGAAUUUCCUUCUCAUUCUGACGGUAGUCCAGAAUCAAUCCCUUCAUAGCCCCAUGUAUUUCUUCCUCAUCAACCUCUCAUUAUCAGAUGCUUGCUAUAUAUCUGUCACUGUCCCCAAAUCCAUGGCCACUUCAGUGACAAACAGCAAACUGAUUUCUUUCUCUGGAUGUGUCAUCCAAGUGUUUUUAGUGAUCACCUUUGCAGGGGCUCAGAUGUCCUUUCUCACUGUCAUGGCUUAUGACCGCUAUGUGGCAAUUUGCCAUCCUCUCCAAUAUACCUUAACAAUGAACUGGGGGGCUUGCCUCCAAAUGGCAGCUUUAUCUUGGCUCAGCAGCAUAAUCAAUGCUGUCAUGCUUACUGCAAAUACAUUUAGGCUGCUUUUUUGUGGGUCUAAUAUUAAACAAUUUUUCUGUGACAUUCCUCAAUUAUUAAUGAUUUCUUGCUCUGAUACAACAACCAGUGAGGCGCUCAUUCUUGCUGAUUCAAUCAUUAUGGGGUUAUUUUGCUUUUUUUAUAUUUUAGCAUCUUAUGGGUAUAUCCUCUCUACAGUAUUAAAGAUUCGGUCAGCUCAGGCUAGAAAUAAAUCCUUUUCUACCUGCAUUCCACAUGUGAUGGUGUUUAGUUUGUUUCUUUCUACUGCUUUUUUUUCUUACUUUAGGCCAAAAUCCAUGUCCUCACCAGUGGUGGACCUACUGACUGCUGUUCUAUAUACAGUUUUACCCCCUCUCAUGAAUCCCAUCAUUUAUAGCCUGAGAAACAAAGAGAUCCAAAUGGCUAUGCAGAAAAUGUCAAAGAAGAUAUUUGGAUUUCACUUCAUCUGA
Messenger RNA from Eublepharis macularius, 936 nucleotides. RefSeq names its product olfactory receptor 14C36-like. The record is from RefSeq and is a predicted model, not a curated record. The transcript has a single exon. Gene Ontology annotation, cellular component: membrane. Gene Ontology annotation, biological process: G protein-coupled receptor signaling pathway. Gene Ontology annotation, molecular function: G protein-coupled receptor activity; olfactory receptor activity. Bases 1 to 936 code for a protein of 311 amino acids. NCBI's taxonomy places the organism in Eukaryota, Metazoa, Chordata, Lepidosauria, Squamata, Eublepharidae.